This is a messenger RNA of Eublepharis macularius, 6635 nucleotides long. RefSeq names its product zinc finger protein 420-like. The record is from RefSeq and is a predicted model, not a curated record. Lineage: Eukaryota; Metazoa; Chordata; Lepidosauria; Squamata; Eublepharidae. Gene Ontology annotation, molecular function: RNA polymerase II cis-regulatory region sequence-specific DNA binding; DNA-binding transcription factor activity. Bases 87 to 4142 code for a protein of 1351 amino acids. The transcript has 8 exons. Gene Ontology annotation, biological process: regulation of transcription by RNA polymerase II.
UCUCCUUUGAGGAGGUGGUUGUGUGCUUCACAGAGGAGGAGUGGGCUCUGCUGGAUCCAUGCCAACGGGCUCUGCACAGGGAAAUCAUGGUGGAGAAUUAUGGGACUGUGGCUUCUCUAGGUGAUGGCUGUGAGAACAAGAUGAAAAGCGAAUUGCCCGGAAGGUCAGGGGGAAGUGCCUGUAGUCAGGAGGGGGAAGAGAAGAGCAUGAAGGUGGAAACAGGAAAGCAGAACACAUCCCCCACUCCGCAGAGUGGUGAUACCUGUGAAAUUUUAGUUCAAGACAAAGUUGAGAACGAAGAGGACAGGAGUGAGUGCCUUCUAUGUGGUGAACGCUUCAGCUGUAAAGUGGGCCUUCGUGCUCACUGGAGAAUCCAUACAGAGGAAAAGCUGUUCAAAUGCUCAGAGUGUGGGAAGAGUUUCAGUCGAAGAGAAAAACUGAUCAGGCAUCAAGGGAUCCACACAGGAGAAAAGCCUUAUGCUUGCCUGGAGUGUGGGAAGAGCUUCAGCCGGAGAGAUAAACUUAUCAGGCAUCAAGGGAUCCACACAGGAGAGAAGCCAUACAAAUGCUUACAGUGUGGGAAGAGUUUCAGAGACAGAACAGAUCUCACAUCCCACCUGAGAAUCCACACGGGGGACAAGCCAUAUAAAUGCCCAGAGUGUGGAAAGAGUUUCAGCCAGAGGUCAUACCUCGCCUCCCAUCGAACAAUCCACUCUGGGGAGAAACCAUACAAAUGCUUGGAGUGUGGGAAAAGCUUCCUUUGGAACCACAAGCUUCUAUCCCACCAAAGAAUCCACACAGGGGAGAAACCGUAUCAGUGCUCCAUCUGUGGGAUGCGUUUCAGCCAGAAAGUGUAUAUUACUGCCCACGAAAUAAUGCAUACAGGGAAGAAUCCCUAUGAAUGCUUCGAGUGUGGCAAGAUCUUCACCCGCAGCACAACUCUAACGACGCAUCAGAGAAUCCACACUGGCGAGAAGCCCUUUAAAUGCUCUGAAUGUGGAAAGGGUUUUCGCUACAGACUGGUGAGGCAUCAAAGAACACACACAGAAGAGAGACCAUAUACAUGUUUACAGUGUGGGAAGAGCUUCAGAGACAAUGCAGGUCUAAAUUUACAUCAAAGAAUCCAUACAGGGGAGAAACCAUAUAAAUGCUCCGAGUGUGGAAAGUGCUUCAUUCAGAAGACACAACUUACAGCCCACCAAACUGUCCACACAGGGGAGACACCACAUAAGUGUAGUGAGUGCGGGAAAAGCUUCACUCAGUUUAAGAACCUAAUUUCACAUCAAAGAAUCCAUUCAGGGGAGAAACCAUACAACUGUUCAGAGUGUGGAAAGAGCUUCAAACGAAAGGCACACCUUAUGUCCCAUCAAGCUGUCCACACAGGUAUGAAACCAUAUAAAUGUUCAGAGUGCGGAAAGUGCUUCAUUCAGAAGUCACGCCUUAUUUCCCAUCAAAGAAUUCACACAGGAGAGAAACUCCAUAAAUGCCUUGAGUGUGGAAAGGGCUUUACUCAGAUGGCAAACUUGAUUUCACAUCAAAGAAUUCACACUGGGGAAAAGCCAUUCAAAUGCUCAGAGUGUGGGAAGACCUUCCGUCAGAGGAAUAAACUUACCACACAUCAGCGAAUCCACACAGGGGAGAAACCAUAUCUGUGUACGCUGUGUGGAAAGAGCUUCAGUUGCAACACACACCUUACACUGCAUAAAAGAAUCCACACAGGGGAGAAACCAUAUAAAUGCUUGCAGUGUGGCAAGAGCUUCAGUGUUCGUUCGAACCUCAGAAGACAUCAAAGAAUCCACACAGGGGAGAAACCAUAUGAAUGCGCCGAGUGCGGAAGGUGCUUUGUUAAUAAUGCAGACCUCACAAGACACCAAAGGAUCCACACAGGAGAGAGACCUUUUAAAUGCGCGGAGUGUGGAAAGAGGUUCAAUCAGAGGGAUGAACUUACCAUACAUCAAAGAAUCCACACAGGGGAGAAGCCUUUCAAUUGUUCAGUGUGCGGAAAGAGGUUCCGUGGGAAGAGUUCGCUUUCAAAACAUCAACAAAUUCACACUGGGGAGAAACCCUUUGAAUGCUCCGAGUGUGGAAAGCGCUUUCUUAAUAACAGAGGUCUUACAAGGCAUCAAAGAAGCCACACCGGAGAGAAGCCUUUUACGUGUCCGGAGUGUAACAGGAGCUUUUCUGAAAACUCCACCUUAAAGAAACACCUGAGAAUUCAUACAGGGGACAAACCUUUUACAUGUUCAAAAUGUAGCAAAAGCUUUGCUGAAAACUCAGUCUUAAACAAACAUAUGAGAAUUCAUACAGCGGAAAAGUCAUAUCAGUGUUUGUUUGUAAAGGAGAUUUGCUUUCACCCUGCUUUGCUGGGAAGGAAAGGUUCUCAUGAGAUCCUCCAGGGAACUACACUUCCCAGGAGGCCGUGCGAGAAGCAGCCAGGCCAAGCCCCCGUUUCUUCCUCGAGAGGAGGCAGGCGGGGAGACAUGGAGCUCAACGGGGCCUCUCCUCUCCCGCGGCUUCCUCGGAUGGAGGGAGACUUCGGCUUUGGCCCGUCUGCGGGAAAGACCUCCGCAGUGUCCUUUGAGGAGGUGGCCGUGUUCUUCACGGAGGAGGAGUGGGAUCUGCUUAGUCCAGGCCAAAGACAACUCUACUGGGAAGUGAUGCAGGACAAUUACGAGACCGUGGCCUCUCUGGAUGUGAAGGACAUGGUGAUUGAGAAGGAACCAGAAAGGGUGAUUGGAGAAAGAGAUGAAGAUCUGCAGGUAGCAGUGAAAUCUGGGGUUCAAGUGGUAUUCAAGAAGGAGCGGAGAAGCGAAACAAAAGCAAAACAGAAGCAGAGGAAGGAAUUGGUUGCCCAUCAGAGCCGGAAGAUGCCUACGGUUGCAGCCCAAGAGGAAAUACAGAAGAUAAAGAGAAGGCUUACAGGUGCAGUGAUUGUGAAAGGAUUGAGCUACACACUCAGAGUUAAAAAAUAUCAGAACAUUACGAUAUGCUGGAAAAGAUAUAAAUAUUUGGAGUGUGGAAAGACCUUUCAGAAUAGCAAGCUAGCAAAACAACAGAGGAUACCCAUGGGGGAGAAGCCAUAUAAAUGCUUGGAAUGUGGGAAGAGCUUCUCUCAAAAUGGUGGCCUAACUAGUCAUCAAAAGGUUCACACAGGGGAGAAGCCAUAUAAAUGCUUGAAGUGUGGGAAGAGCUUCUCUCUGAACGGCAACCUAAAAAGACAUAGCAAGAUUCACACAGGGGAGAAGCCAUAUAAAUGCUUGGAGUGUUGGAAGAGCUUCUCUCAGAAUGGCCACCUAACUAGUCAUCAAAAGGUUCACACAGGGGAGAAGCCAUAUAAAUGCUUGGAGUGUGGGAAGAGCUUCUCUCUGAACAGCUGCCUAACUAGACAUCAAAAGGUUCACACAGGGGAGAAGCCAUAUAAAUGCUUGGAGUGUGGAAUUAGCUUCUUUCUGAAUAGCAAGCUAGCUAAACAUCAGAGGAUGCACACAGGGCACAAGCUGUAUAAAUGCUUGGAAUGUGGGAAGAGCUUCUCUCAGAAUGGCAACCUAACUAGACAUCAAAAGGUUCACACGGGGGAGAAGCCAUAUAAAUGCUUGGAAUGUGGGAAAAGCUUCUCUGAAAAUGGCACCCUAACUAAACAUCACAGGAUUCACACAGGAGAGAAGCCAUAUAAAUGUUUGGAGUGUGGGAAGUGUUUCUCUCAGCGUGGUAACCUAAUCACCCAUGAAAAGUUUCACAUGGAGGAGAAGCCAUAUAAAUGCUUGGAGUGUGGGAAGAGCUUCUGUCUGAACAACCGCCUAAAAAUACAUCGCAAGAUUCACACAGGAGAGAAGCCAUAUAAAUGCUUGGAGUGUGGGAAGAGCUUUUCUCAGAAUGGCCACCUAAGUAGACAUCAAAAGGUUCACACAGGGGAGAAGCCAUAUAAAUGCUUGGACUGUGGGAAAAGCUUCUCUGAUAACGGCACCCUAACUAAACAUCACAGGAGUCACACAGGACUGAAGCCAUAUAAAUGCUUGGAGUGUGGGAAGAGCUUCUCUCUGAACAGCAGCCUAAAAAGACACUACAACGUUCACACAGGGGAGAAGCCAUAUAAAUACUUACAUUGUGGGAAGAGCUUCUCUCUUAAUAGCCUCUCCACCUAACUCUACAUCAAAAGGCUCACACAGUAGAGAAACCAUAUAAAUGCUUGAAACGUGGAAUUGACCAAGAAGAGAAGCACCCCUCGGGUAAAAGUCAAGGCAAAGAUGAAGAGUGGAGAACCACCAGCUGAGAGGAGAAAAAUACACAAUGAAUAUAGAAAUAUAUUUUUAUAUCUAAUAAAGAGCAAUAGUGAUAAGGUGCUUGCAGAUAAUUGCAUCUGAUGAAGAGAGCUGUGGUUCUCAAAAGCUUAUGCUACAAUAAAGUUGGUUAGUCUUAAAGGUGCUACUGGACUCUUUAUUAUUUUGCUACUACAGACUAACACGGCUAACUCCUCUGGAUCUAUGCAGAUAACGUGGAUACAAUAAAGACAAUAAAUAAAUUACUUUUAAUAAAUACAGUCAAAGUCCAAAUCACAACCCAGAUAAUGUAAGAAUGUCCAAAAAGUCCCAAGUUGCUCAUAUGCUUGUGUUAUUUUUUCUUCUUUUCUUUUUGCAUUUAUUGUAUUUAUUGUAUCUACAUUACCUGCAAGCACUUUAUCACUAUUGCACUUUAUUAGAUAUAAAAAUAUUUUUCUAUAUUCACUGUGUAUUUUUCUCCUCUCGGCUGGUGGUUCUCUAUCUUUGCCUGAAAUGUGGAAUUAGCUUCUUUCUGAAUGGUUCACUAAUUAGACAUUAAAAGGUUCUCGCAGGGAGAAGCUAUAUAAAUGCUUAGAAUGUGGGAAAAUAUUUAGUGAGAGUCACAGCCUUAACUUACACCACAAGGUUCACACAGGAGAAUAGUCAUCCAAUCCAAGUUAGUGGGUGGGAAACAACUUAGUGUGUCUGACCUUGCUUAGUGUGUCAUGAUGUGAUUUAUGGUAGCUGCUCUGACAAGGAACGUUUUUAGGCCUAGUUUCUCUCUUGUUCUUCAUCUCACUUUUCUUUUUGUUAGCAUCAAAUAUAUGCAUGUGGGACUCCUCUUGUGCAAAAUAUACGUUUUUUUCCUGUAUUCUCUUAAAGCCCCUCAUGUUAAUGGAUCAUUCACCGAGGUAGUGAGAUUAAUUAAUGCCUCAUAUUACCUCUUACAAAAUGCUAGAAUUUACCAGUGGGAAGAACUUUUGAAAAGUUGUCAUAUUGUGGCUUAAAUUUCUAUCCUUCCCCUCAAAGGUCACUAACAGAUGUAACUUAUCAUCUUGAGUGUAUCUUAGGGCUACAGUAUCCUCUUCCUGGAAAUUUUAUAAAAAACUUACUAAUAAAUUUACUAAAAGUUAUCAGUAAUUUUAGUAAGCUUUCUUCUGUAGGAAUUUUGUUCAGAUCAGCCUUGCGAAGUUUUGCACAUUUAGGCAGACAGAGUCCUGGAUAUCCCUUCUUUCUCAUUUUUCAGUUAUAAUUUUUGUCAGUUUUAUUUUUAAGUGGUUUGCUAGUUUACAUUCUUAGUUUAGUUUACAGAAGAUUCUCCUCUGUAAAAAAUGAAUAGGUGUCUCCUGCUUGGACAAGACCACUCACAUCUUUGUCCCCUCAGUUGUGUUUGGCUGAUGGGAUUGGAGAGCAUGGAAUAUAUCAAAUGCAUUUGGUAGUUUUUCUUAGUGCCAUGGCAAGAUCCUCCCUUCUCUCAGUGCAGUUAAUGUGAUACAAGGCUCCUGCUGCCUAUAUCCUACUAUAUAAAAGAGUAAGCGUGUUCCAGACAACUCACUUCCUACCCUGGUGCGCCACCAGAGGGUGCUGCAGCAGAGGGAAGCCCAGGCAAGGCAGCCUGUCCCUCCAGAGACCGUGCAGUGGCGGGAAAUGCAGGCCCGGAUCAGGAGUGGAGCAGGUGGCAGUCCCCACCCCCUGCCUUAACCCAGCUGGGAUCAGGAGUGGAGCAGGUGGCAAUGCCUGCCCCCUGCCUUCACCUGGCUGGUAUCAAUCAUGGAGGAGGCAAUGCCCAUUUGCCCACUCUCCCCUUUCUAGAGCCCGUUGUAUUUUUUCCCAUGACAGGCUUUGUUUCUAGUUUUAUAAUAUUUUACCUGUUUCCAGUGCUGGGAAGGGUGAUGUAUUUCAGGUAUAAACCACCUUUAUGUAUUUUUAUCUAUACCCUCAAGCAGUUUCCAGUCUUUAAGCACCUCUCUCCAUCUCUGACCAAGAUGAUAAUUUUGCAUUGUAUAUCAGCAUUGUUACUCCUGCUGGCCCUUCUUUGUGACAUCCCUCCCACCUGAAUAGGAUGUGAUGGCUGAUGGGUCUUCAUUCUCAUUUGCAUCUGGCAAAGUGAGUUGUGAUUCACAGACCCUCCUACUCUGGAAAAUAUUGUCAUUUUUAAAGGUGCUACUCUAAUACCCACCAACAUGAUUACCCACCUGAAAAUAUUUGCAUAACCUUCAUAAGUUUAAUAGCUAUGUGAGAGUGUAAUGAGACAUCAGAGCUGUUCAUUCAAUCGGUUAUCGCUUUGUGACUGAAUCUGUGAAUAAACAGACCCAUCGAUAUGUAAUAUGAAACCACCAAGCUUGAUGGACCUACUAUGAAACCAAUAUACUUAUUGAU